CGCGUCAUCAACUGUCAGCUGUCAUUCAGUCGUUGAGUUCUCUUCACAAGUGUAGGCAAAAAUGGCGAGUCGUGGUCAAAAUCGUCGUCCGGCCCAGGAAGUGGAUAAUACCAUCUCGUACGUGCAGUGCGAUGGCCUGGCCGCCAUGAAGAUGGUCAAGCACUGCCACGAGGAGUCGCUGAGCAACAUGGAGGUGGCGCAGGGUGCCCUGCUCGGUCUGGUCGUGGACGAUCGGCUCGAGAUCACCAACUGCUUCCCGUUCCCGAAGUCGUCGGACGAGACGAUCGACGAGGAGGAGUACCAGCUGAACAUGAUGCGCCGGCUGCGUCUGGUCAACGUGGACCACUUCCACGUGGGCUGGUACCAGAGUGCGGACGUCGGCAACUUCCUGUCGCUGCCGCUGCUGGAGUCCCAGUACCACUACCAGACCAGCAUCGAGGAGUCCGUGGUGGUCAUCUACGACACGCAAAAGUCGAAACGCGGCUUCCUGACGCUGAAGGCCUACCGGCUGACGCCCCAGGCCAUCGCCAUGUACAAGGAGGGCGAGUUCACGCCGGAAGCGCUGCGCAAUCUCAAGGUCGGCUACGAGAAUCUGUUCCUGGAGGUGCCGAUCGUGAUCAAGAACUCGGCCCUGUGCAACAUCAUGAUGUCCGAGCUGGCCGAGAUGGUACCGGAGGAGGAGGGUACGCACUUCCUGGAUCUGGGCACCGCUUCUGUGCUCGAGAACCACCUGCGCUCCAUGAUGGACCGCGUUGACGAGCUGAACCAGGAAGCGAACAAGUUCAACAAGUACCAGCAAACCGUCAUCCGGCAGGAACAGGACAAGCACCGCAUGCUGGCGAAGCACGCCCAGGAGAACGCGGCCCGCAUCGCCAAGGGCGAGACCGCCAUCCCGGACGACGAGAUCACCAAGCUGUUCCGUCCGCCGACGGUGCCGCCCAGGUUGAACCCGCUGAUCGUGUCCGGCCAGAUCAACACCUACGCCAAGCACAUUUCCCAGUUCUGUUCGCAGUCGUUGGCCAAGCUGUACAUGACCCAGGCCCUGCAGGGUGCCAAGGAGAACAAGCAGUAAGAUUUUAGUUUAUUUGUGCGCGUUUUGAUUUGAACCGAACAGACCGAAGCCAGCAACUUUCGAACAGGACGAUUUUGAUGCUGUGUUUUUUGCAUCGGUGUUGGUUGAAGUGAACAUUUCCAUUUGAAAAAAAGAAGAGGACAAGCAACAAGUGAACCAGUAGACUAGAAGAAAGGGGAGAGGAGAAGAGGCGGAACGGGAAACCGUCGGAAGGAGGGUAGUAAUAAAACGGGAGCCGUCGUCCGGUUGGUUCCGAGUAACAUCCAGGGACAAACGACCGGGACGUGCUUCCACAAAACAACAAC
Culex pipiens pallens (northern house mosquito) is the source of this 1377-nucleotide messenger RNA. RefSeq names its product eukaryotic translation initiation factor 3 subunit H (gene eIF3h). Bases 62 to 1072 code for a protein of 336 amino acids. The record is from RefSeq and is a predicted model, not a curated record. Gene Ontology annotation, cellular component: eukaryotic 43S preinitiation complex; eukaryotic translation initiation factor 3 complex; cytosol. Lineage: Eukaryota; Metazoa; Arthropoda; Insecta; Diptera; Culicidae. The transcript is spliced from 3 exons. Gene Ontology annotation, molecular function: protein binding; translation initiation factor activity; metallopeptidase activity.